UGGAUUCAUAGCACAGGAUGGAGCUUAUGCACCGGAGCAGAAAUAACAAAUGAGCUUCUCUUACUUGUUUCAGAGUAUGUAGAGACCACGUGGAGGAGUCAUGGUGACUAUCAUAGACCAUCCCGUGCUUUCAGCAGCUGGAGAGCUAAGGAUGCCAUUCCCAGAUGGGGUUAAGUACUGCAUUCUGGGAAUUUCUGUUGUUCUCCUCCUGCUGGCCCUGGGCAUCUUGGCCUGGCAGAUCUCCAGAUGCUUUUCACGGACUCACAGCACAUCCAGUCAGCAAGAUACUGUGACCAAUGAUCUGCUGUAUUCAGAUGAAAAGCCAACAACCACAGCAAACUACUCAGCACCUCCCAGUAUGAAGGUGGAGGAUGUUGGAACGGAAGCCCAAAGACUGAGUCGCUGUCUGACUCAGGCCUCCUUUCCCUCCUCAGAGUCCCUCCUAUCAGAAGGAGACGAAAGAGAACAAGAAACCACUAAAAAGGUCGACGGCUCGCUGCGUUUCUCAGUGUACCAUGACCAGCUUCAGUCUCGUCUGGUGGUCACAGUGUUGCAAGCUGAAGGGCUUUCAAACCCAAGCACGACCACAAGCCUUCAACCGUUUGUUAAAAUACUCCUCAUGUGGGGUGGAUCAGAGGGAGUCGAACUGGAAUACUCAAAAGAAGAGGGUGAUGUCACGCCCCCUGUGCUGUGGACGGUGAUGCAGGAGUGGCGCACUCGCAUCAUAAAAGGCAGCUGCAACCCCUUAUUUGGGGACCAGUUUAGCUGCAUCCUGCAGGAGGACAAAGACACGCUUCGUAAUAUCAACCUCAGGAUGGAGGUGCGGGACUUCGAUAAAUUCUCCAGACACACGGUGUUGGGAGAGGUGAGGGUUCCUUUGGGACAGCUGGACAUCUCCUAUCCCCUGGAAAUACAAGAGGAUCUGCAGACACCCCAGAAGGACCUUGUCGGAGAGGUUUUGAUGUCAUUGAGGUUUCUUCCCACCUCCCAGAGGCUUGAAGUCGGUCUGUUGAAGGUCAAAACAGUCCUCACGGAUAUGUGCCACGAUUCUGCCCUGUAUGCCAGGAUCAGCCUGCAGUGCAAUCGGAGCAAGCUGAGGUACCAGAAAACCUGUGCAGUGACCAGUUGCCCAGUGACUGUUUUCAACGAGGUCCUCAUGUUCUCCCUGCCAGAGUUUCCACUGGAGCAGUGCAAAAUCUCCAUCGCUGUGUACGAAACUCGCACAAAUAGGAAAUCAAACAAACGACUGAUCGGACAGUUACAUGUGGGGAAAGAAAAGAGCUCAGAAGACAUGCAUUGGACCUUGAUGCUGUGUUCACUCCGCCAGCCUGUGGCAAAGUGGCAUUGUCUGCUCAUUUAAACAACACCAUACAGAUGUCUUAGUGUCCUCAUAUUUGGUGAUUGCUUCUAUUCAUAUUCAACUGAAAGUUGUGGUGCUUGUGCAUUACACUAUUUUAGUAUCUGCUCUGGCUAACCUAAUCAAUAUGAAGUCCUGUCCCACUGUUAGAGCGCUUUCAUAUUUAUGAUAUUUUUAGCUUGUUGUUACACAACUAUAUUUGUCUCUUCAUAUAACAAAAUCUAUUUCAGUUCUAAACAUUUUCUACUUAUUUUCUGAGUAACCUUUGUAUUUGUGAUAAAAUUUUCUUAAAAGUUACCUAUAGAGGAUCAACAAAUCAAGCAAAACUGAAACAAAGAAUCAAACAUGCUACACAAUAAAUAAAUAAAAGAUAUUAUAAUGCAUAGCAAAGCAGUUGAAACAACAAUAAUUCACAAAACAUGAGAGCUUGGGGAUAGAUUUAAUUUAGAAAAUUACAAAUAAAUCCUGCUGCCAUCUUUUAGCGUGAUGAUUUUUAUUUAUUUAUUUUUGUUGGGAUACAUGAAGCACGUGAACCAGUCAUUUUUUGCAGCGAUAAAUUAUCAUAUUUUGAAAGCAACAGUCCAAAAGUAAAAAUGUUAUCAACCUUUUACUUCUCUAUCAUCAUAUUUUUGCUUUUAAGAACACACGCAUGAAUAUGUAUACAUACACUGUUUUGUCAAAUCUUGCGAGUUGUUGAACGCUCUGUGUGUGUGCAUGCGCGUACAUUGACAGCAGCAUAGUGCUAAAAAUAACUGAAAACAGAAAACGUAUUGUUAAUUACCAGGCGACCGGUGCGCAGACAAAAACCUCUCUCUGGGUCCAAGAGCCCUGAGAUUUGGGUGUGAUGGACAUUGUCUCCUUGGCUCGAUCGGCCUCUUCAAAGGAGGGCUAGACAUAACCAAGUCCUAUUGGCUAGUUACCUCUGUUCAUGAACAGGCCAGGUCCUUAUUCAUGCAGAAAACAUUGGAAUG
This is a messenger RNA of Menidia menidia (Atlantic silverside), 2328 nucleotides long. The record is from the annotation of a GenBank genome assembly. NCBI's taxonomy places the organism in Eukaryota, Metazoa, Chordata, Actinopteri, Atheriniformes, Atherinopsidae.